AUAUUGUAUAAGGCAUACUUCCGCCGAGAGAAAUACACGUCGUCACUGUUGAAAACAAUCUCUUGAAAAACAGCUUCGAUAAACGAUAAUUGCUACAAAUUUAGCAUAUAAAGGUCAUUACUUGAAAUGACUACCAAUGAAAUAGGGGAUUGGUAUCGGGGUAUUCCUCAGAUCACCCGAUAUUGGUUUACAGCAUCAGUUGUCUUGCCCCUGAUGGGGAAAAUAGGAUUAGUUAGCCCCAUGACAAUGAUAUUGGAUUCGCACCUUCUAUUAUCAAAGUUCCAGAUAUGGAGACCGCUUACGGCUCUCAUUUACUACCCAAUCAUGCCUCAAACAGGAUUUCACUACUUGAUAAAUUUGUAUUUUCUUUACUCUUAUUCUUCGCGACUAGAAACUGGAUUAUUCGAUGGAAGGCCUGCUGAUUACUUAUUUAUGUUGAUAAUCAACUGGAUUUGCCUUGUGUUUAUAGGAUUAGCUGCCAGCUUAAUGCUACUUAUGGAUCCAAUGAUACUUAGCGUUAUAUACGUCUGGUGUCAAAUCAAUAAAGAUCAAAUAGUAUCUUUUUGGUUUGGAACUCAAUUCAAAGCAAUGUAUUUACCCUGGGUCUUGGCAGGAUUUAAUAUGAUUCUAGGAGGGGGUAUGAGCGAAUUGUUUGGAAUAUUAGUGGGCCAUCUUUACUUCUUUAUCAUGUACAAAUAUCCUCAGGAAUACGGUGGUAGAAGUCUACUCUCUACACCAGGAUUUUUAUAUAGUUUUUUUCCUAACCGUCGCAAUACGGCAGGAUUUGGUCAAGCGCCGUCAAGACGAACAGAAGAAGAUAGAGGAGGUCAUAGGUGGGGUCGAGGAAAUACCCUCGGUGGAAAUUAAACUACUGUACAAGAUUGUUGAGAAAAAUGUUUUCUUGUCUGUGUAUAGGUGUAUUUUAUAUGUUAUAUGCGAUACUAGAAAUACUGGAAGAUUAUUUAUAAGUAAUAAGUCAUUAAAAUGCCGAUUGUUGCUCGAUCAAUUUACGAAACACAAGGGGGAACUACAAUCUGGCAGAACAUCUAAUGCAAACAUUUUUCUUAAUUAUUUGUCAGUUAAAAAAUUGUUUCAUUAAGUACAUUGAUAUCAUAAGAGCAAUAUAAAAUAUACUAUGUGGUACAAAAUUAAUAUUAAGAUUUUUUGGGUGAAAAAAUCUUUAAUCCAUAUUCUAUCGAAG
Dimorphilus gyrociliatus is the source of this 1201-nucleotide messenger RNA. Lineage: Eukaryota; Metazoa; Annelida; Polychaeta; Dinophilidae. The record is from the annotation of a GenBank genome assembly.